Molecule: messenger RNA, 4364 nt
Organism: Pungitius pungitius (ninespine stickleback)
Lineage: Eukaryota; Metazoa; Chordata; Actinopteri; Perciformes; Gasterosteidae
Product: electrogenic sodium bicarbonate cotransporter 1-like
Exons: 27
Coding region: 330-3671 (1113 amino acids)
Biological process (GO): bicarbonate transport; transmembrane transport; monoatomic anion transport
Cellular component (GO): plasma membrane; basolateral plasma membrane
Molecular function (GO): sodium:bicarbonate symporter activity; monoatomic anion transmembrane transporter activity; solute:inorganic anion antiporter activity
Source: RefSeq, a predicted model, not a curated record
AGACGCGCUGCGCUCACACAGCUCCUCCGCACGCGAACCAGAACCAGCGCGACCCGACAGGAGCCCGUCCCUGUUGGACAUGACACCGGGACACGACGUGGUCCGCUUCAACUCCGAUUAGUAGAGAAGAAACAAAACCAAAACCUCCAGGGUCCUCGACUUCUGUCUUUUUUUUAAAAAGUUUUGGUUUUGUUUUGUUUUGUUAAUUAAAUUUCCACGGGGGACUGUUUGAAUUGAACAGUUGAAGGUUUCCCAACUCUGGUCUCAGCCGCGGGAUCAACUCGACCGACUCCGGGCCGACCGGCCCCUUGAAGGCGAGCGCGGCCACCAUGGGUUCCGAAAAGAAAGUGGAGGACGAGGCCGUCCUGGACCGAGGGGCUUCCUUCGUCAAACACGUCUGCGACGAGGAGGAGGUGGAAGGUCACCACACCGUGUACAUUGGCGUGCACGUGCCCAAGAGCUACCACCGCAGGAGGCGCCACAGACGCAAGUCCAGCCACAAGGAGAGGCGGGAGCGGGCCGCCCGCGGCGGCGCGGCGGAGGGGUACAAGUCGGACGGUGACUACCCGGACGGGGACUACCCGGACGAGUCCGCCGCCAACGUCCUCAAACCCCUCAUUUCUCCAGCGGAAAGGAUCCGGUUCAUCCUGGGGGAGGAGGACGAUGGCCCCCCCCCACCCCAGCUCUUCACCGAGCUGGACGAACUACUGGCCGUGGACGGGCAGGAGAUGGAGUGGAAGGAGACGGCCAGAUGGAUCAAGUUCGAGGAGAAGGUGGAGGCGGGCGGGGAGCGCUGGAGUAAGCCACACGUGGCCACGCUGUCCCUGCACAGCUUGAUGGAGCUCAAAACGUGCAUCGAGAAGGGCUCCAUCCUGCUGGACCUGGAGGCCUCCACGCUGCCGCAGGUUGUCGAGCUGAUCACCAGCAGCCAGAUUGAGGCGGGUCAGCUGAAGGCGGAUCUGAAGGAGAAGGUCACGUACACGCUGCUGCGGAGGCAUCGCCACCAGACCAAGAAGUCCAACCUGCGCUCCCUCGCCGACAUCGGCAAGAGCGUGUCCAGUGCGAGCAGGCUGUUUAGCAACCAGGAGAAUGCACGCAACCCCGCCGAGCACGCCGUGCCUUGUUCACACCCCCUGCAGCCGGAGGACCCGUGUGAGGUCACUCGGAGCGCCAGCAUGGGAUACCUCUGUAGCCCCGGUACUUCCCACAGAAACCUCACCUCCAACAGCCUGAGCGACUUCUCCGACAAACCGGAGCGGGAUCAGCUGAAGAACAAGUUCAUGAAGAAACUGCCCCGCGACGCGGAGGCGUCCAACGUGCUGAUCGGCGAGGUGGACUUCCUGGAGACCCCGUUCGUGGCGUUUGUCCGCCUGCAGCAGGCCGUCAUGCUGGGCGCCCUGACCGAGGUCCCCGUGCCCACCAGAUUUCUCUUCGUCCUGCUGGGCCCAAAAGGUAAAGCCAAGUCCUAUCAUGAAAUCGGACGGGCCAUCGCCACCCUGAUGUCCGACGAGGUGUUCCACGACAUCGCCUACAAGGCAAAGGACAGGCAGGACCUGCUGGCCGGUAUCGAGGAGUUCCUGGACGAGGUCAUCGUGCUGCCCCCCGGCGAGUGGGACCCCAACAUCAGGAUAGAGCCCCCCAAGUCUCUGCCCUCCUCAGACAAGAGGAAGAACAUGUACGCCGGGCUGGAGGCCCCUCAGAUGAACGGCGACACCCCCCACGACGCGGGAAACGCAGGUGGAGGCGGAGGACACGCGGUCGGAGAGGAGCUGCAGCGCACUAGGAAGUUCUGUGGGGGCCUCGUCCUGGACGUCAAGAGGAAGCUGCCGUUCUUCGCCAGCGACUUCUACGACGCGCUGCACAUCCAGUCGCUGUCGGCCAUCUUGUUCAUCUACCUGGGCACCGUCACCAACGCCAUCACAUUCGGGGGGCUGCUGGGCGACGCUACGGAAAACAUGCAGGGCGUGCUGGAGAGCUUCCUGGGCACGGCGCUGACGGGGACGGUGUUCUGCCUGCUGGCCGGUCAGCCCCUGACCAUCCUCAGCAGCACGGGCCCGGUGCUCGUGUUUGAAAGGCUCCUCCACGGUUUCAGCAAGGACAACGAGCUGGACUACCUGGAGUUCCGCCUGUGGAUCGGCCUGUGGUCGGCCGUGUUCUGCCUGGUGCUGGUCGCCACGGACGCCAGCUUCCUGGUGCAGUACUUCACGCGGUUCACCGAGGAGGGCUUCUCGGCGCUCAUCAGCUUCAUCUUCAUCUACGACGCGUUCAAGAAGAUGAUCAAGCUCUCCCACCACAACCCCAUCCACACCGAGUACAACGCCGACCUGGUCACCCUCUACGACUGCGCCUGCGCGCCCGGCAACUCAUCGGAAACCUUCGACGUCUUCCCGUGGUCCAACGACACCGCCGUGGCGGAGAACUCCACCUGGACGUCCCUGACGAAGCACCAGUGUCUGCACUACGGGGGCCAGCUGGUCGGAGAGGCCUGCGGCUUCGUGCCUGACAUCACCCUGAUGUCCUUCAUCCUGUUCUUCGGGACCUACACCUGCUCCAUGACGCUGAAGAAGUUCAAGACGAGCCGCUUCUUCCCCACCACAGUGAGGAAGCUCAUCAGCGACUUUGCGAUCAUCUUGACCAUCCUGCUCUUCUGCGGCGUGGACGCCUUCGUCGGAGUGAACACCCCGAAGCUCAUCGUGCCAAGAGAAUUCAAGCCCACCAGUCCGCACCGGCGCUGGUUCAUCCCCCCGUUCGGAGGGAACCCUUGGUGGGUGUACCUGGCGGCCACCAUCCCGGCUCUGCUGGUCACCAUCCUGAUAUUCAUGGACCAGCAGAUCACCGCCGUCAUCGUCAACCGGAAGGAGCACAAACUCAAGAAAGGCGCGGGCUACCACCUGGAUCUGUUCCUGGUGGCCGUGCUGAUGGUGGUGUGCUCCUUCCUGGGCCUGCCGUGGUACGUGGCCGCCACCGUCAUCUCCAUCGCCCACAUCGACUCGCUGAAAAUGGAGACCAAGACGUCGGCCCCCGGGGAGAUGCCCAAGUUCCUGGGCGUCAGAGAGCAAAGGGUCACCGGCAUCUUCGUGUUCCUGCUGACGGGGCUCUCCGUCUUCAUGGCCCCCAUCCUCAAGUUCAUCCCCAUGCCGGUGCUCUACGGCGUGUUCCUCUACAUGGGCGUGGCGUCGCUCAACGGCGUGCAGUUCAUGGACCGGCUGCAGCUGCUCCUGAUGCCCGCCAAGCACCAGCCGGACCUGAUCUACCUGCGCCACGUGCCGCAGAGACGCAUCCACCUGUUCACCUUCAUCCAGGGCCUGUGCCUGGCCUUCCUCUGGAUCCUCAAGUCCACCGUGGCGGCCAUCGUCUUCCCCGUCAUGAUCCUGGCAUUGGUCGCCGUCCGCAAGGCGAUGGACUACGUGUUCUCCCAGCACGACCUCAGCUACCUGGACGACGUCAUCCCCGAGAAGGACAAGAAGAAGAAGGAGGACGAGAAGAAAAAGAAGAGCAAGAAGAAGGGAAGCAUAGACAGCGAGAUCGAGUUUUCCGACUACCCCUACAAUGAAAAUGUUCCCAGUAUAAAAAUCUCUAUGGAUUUGAUGGAGCAGGAGCCCAUGUUGGGCGCUAAAUCUGUGGAUAGAGAUCCAUCCGCGGCUUUCCUUAACCCGCAUUCGUCGUGCUGAGCGCUACUUUGAGUCCCCCACUGUGGCCGAGUGAUCUUGAGAAGGGUUCGUACACAAAAGGUCUGCCUCGGAUCCGAAUCGGCAGGAACUCUGAAGACCAGGCCUUCUUCUGGAGGAAGGGCUCCGAAAGCGAUCUGUGAAUGAAUGAAUUUUCCCUUCCCAGAUUCUAUUAUUUUUAUUAAUAUGUAAACCAUUAUUCCCCCGGUGUGAUUUCAAUCCGAGGGGCUGGAAGUAUUUGUCAUGAAUUUUGAACCCCGGGGAAAACGUUUUUACUUCUUCAUCCUCGAGGGCUCCUCAAGGUCACGAGACAAUGACAUCGGUUUGUCUUUUGUUUAUCCACUCGAGACGAAUCACCCCCCCCCCCCCCCCCUCACGUUGAGCAAAAAAAAAAAGGGCUCCAGAAGGUGACUUGUGCACAUGCAGCAUGAGCGGGACGUUAAUGUAGUAUUUGAUGGGCAUAUUGAUCCAGCUUAGGGCUGAAUGUUGAUCAAACACAUCCAAAAGAGGUCAUGUGAGAAUAACAGGUGGGUUUGGGCGGGUCGACCCCCAUACAGACUGGAACUUCUGCUUUUGUCUAGUUUCCCUUAUUUCCCCCCCCCCCCCCCCCCCACACACACACCUUUUUCUGUAUUUAUUAUAUUUAAACUCUGGGCAAGAUGAAUGUUCUGCUCGAAUCUAAAGUAUGGCUUUACC